AUGUUAAACGCGUUGGCAGAGGAACAGAUUGAAGCAGACAAACAGCACAAAAAGAUGAAAUUAAGAAUGCAGCAUCAUAAAGGAGCAGGAUUGGGAGAAGAAAUAAGUGUAUGUACAUACGUAUGUGCUAACCACAACAACAACAACAACUGCAACCGCAACAACAACAGCAACAGGAACCGCCACAGUAACAGCAACUGCAAACGCAACAACAACAGCAACAGGAACCGCAACAGCAACAGCAACUGCAACUGCAAACGCAACAGGAACCGCAACACCAACAGCAGCAAAAUGUAUAUCAAGUACAUUAUAGAUAUGGAUGGGUUCAACGUGAACAAAGAGUUUCUUUCCAAAGAAUUGGCUAUACUAGACACGGAUACUGAACGCCACACCUCCAACAGAGCAGGGGGCGUGGCAUCCACACAAAAGGGGAGGGGCGAGCGCUGUGAUUGGUCAGUGGGCCAGAAACCGCUUUACCCUAACUACUUAGUGAAACGUCUGCAGGAGAUCACAGAACAGGAACAAACCAUUAUCUCCGAACAGUUUGGGUUUAAAAAAGGGAAAAGCACUAAGCUACAGCUCGGCAGAAUCAUAGGCCACAAAAGACAAACAUUUGUGACCACGCUGGACCUAAGUAAAGCAUACGAUCGCGUACGGCACGCCGGAUUAAUUCAAAAAAUGGCAAACCAAGAAAUCCCACGUUAUAUAAUCAGAAUUAUGCUCAACUACAUCAAGGAUAGGAAAAUGUUCGUCCAGUACAAAGACAACAAGUCGGUGGAAAGACAGCUGCAAACCGGAUUACCGCAAGGCAGCUAUCUAAGCCUAAUACUACGAGAUAGCAAUAGUAACGACAGCGGAGAAAACACACACCAUCAUCAAAAAUUCGGAAAACUAAAAGAGAUUGAAGAGUUCGCACAGAAGUGGAAGAUGAAAGACAACCCAAGAAAAACGGAGGCCACCACCAGAGGAGAGUGGCAAGAUACAAUUAAAGUGAUGAACCAAAACAGGGCACUGGGACAUCGCCAGAGGGAAAGGAAUCGCGGCGUACAACAUUAUCAGACGGUACAUACUCCCAAGUACACCCCUCUGUACGAAAAUCAAAAUCAGUUUAAACAAAACAUAUGUGAGGUCGGUUCUGUUGUAUACAGCACCGGUGUGGAGCAACGCAGGCAAAACCUACAUCAAAAGACUCCAAACUCUCGAAAACAGGGUACUAAAAACAAUAUUAAACAAAACGGACACGGGAAAUCUCCAACGCCCAACUCUACCAAUCAACAGAGACAACCCCACUGA
Molecule: messenger RNA, 1293 nt
Organism: Aethina tumida (small hive beetle)
Lineage: Eukaryota; Metazoa; Arthropoda; Insecta; Coleoptera; Nitidulidae
Product: myb-like protein P
Exons: 5
Coding region: 1-1293 (430 amino acids)
Source: RefSeq, a predicted model, not a curated record